Staurois parvus is the source of this 335-nucleotide messenger RNA. The record is from the annotation of a GenBank genome assembly. Lineage: Eukaryota; Metazoa; Chordata; Amphibia; Anura; Ranidae.
GGAGAGCGGAUAUAGUGAAUGCAGGGUCCGGGGAGAGCGGAUAUAGUGAAUGCGGGGUCCGGAGAGAACGGAUAUAGUGAAUGCAGGGUCCGGGGAGACCAGAUAUAGUGAAUGCGGGGUCCGGGGAGAGCAAAUAUAGUGAAUGCAGGGUCCGGGGAGAGCAGAUAUAGUGAAUGCGGGGUCCGGGGAGAGCGGAUAUAGUGAAUGCAGGGGUCCGGGGAGAGCCGAUAUAGUGAAUGCAGGGUCCGGGGAGAACGGAUAUAGUGAAUGCAGGGUCUGGGGUGACCAGAUAUAGUGAAUGCAGGGUCCGGGGAGCCCUGGAUAUAGUGAAUGCG